AUGCCUGACCUCUUUUGCUGCUCAUCGAUACGGCCGUAUCGCCCACAACGGCUUGACCAUGAACAUAAAUUCGACAAGUUCAUGCAAUGGGCAAAGUCCACCUCUGCAAAGCCCGACGUGGUCCCUAUAUUGAUAGUCAGUGCAGAUUAUGUGGUCCAGCUUGUCAGGCAAGCCAAUUACGGACCGCAAGAGUCAGUCAGAUAUUUUAUGACAGUCAACGAUGGCAUCGAAUUCACAGAAGUCAGAGAGAAUGACCUUAUCGCGGCAAAUUUCGAAAAACUGAACUCAUACAAAAACUUCAAGUGCAUCACGCAUGAUAAGUUUUUCGAGGUGAACUUGUAUCAACAGAAUCCUACCAAUAGGCAUCACUGGAGGGCCAAUAUCGCUCGACCCGCUACAGAUAUCGAUCUGGUAUAUCGACAGAAGAAGGAAAAGUCGACGCGGGCCAUCAAAGCCGAAGAUAUGAAGCAAGCAGAUCAUGAUGGCGAGCCAGAACACGUCAAGACAAACCUUGGGUCAAACCCGCUUCUGUCUCUGCUCUCUCUUGAUUGGGUCAACACAGAACUCAGCCUUGGCCUCGAGAUCGAGGAGCUUUGGAUAUCCGAGCUAAAAAGUGAUAAUAUUGCUGCGUUUAUAUGCAGUUAUGUCAAAUCAUCUGCCGACAGCUUGGCUACGUACGAAGUCGCCAAAAUCGAAUCCGCAGUGGGCCUCGCGAUUCGCCGCAUAAAUUUCCCUAAAGACGAGAUCCAAGGGCGGAACAAACUCCAGCGCAUUGUUGAGAAGGUCCUUGAUCUUUGCAGUGCUUCAGACUGGGUAUCUAAAUGCCGGGAGGGAAUACUCCGUAUGUUUACUGCGGCACCUGAUGAGCGCCUUCUUGAGCUCGUUCGACGCAAAGAAGACGAAUACGAAGACACUUGCAAAAAGAUGGCAUCAGAGGCAGAUUGUGAAGUAGACGACGAUGAUCACUACAACCAGUACGACUACGGCGACGAUUACGACUACAACCCCUACGAGGCGUCCUCUCCCGAUUUUGAUCAAGAUCUCACAGCAUGUGACAAAGAGUGCGGCUACUGUGGAAGAUGUCCUUAUUAA
Molecule: messenger RNA, 1092 nt
Organism: Trichoderma breve
Lineage: Eukaryota; Fungi; Ascomycota; Sordariomycetes; Hypocreales; Hypocreaceae
Exons: 4
Coding region: 1-1092 (363 amino acids)
Source: RefSeq, a predicted model, not a curated record